AUGGGGAGCCCAUUGGAAGAUGUCAGUGGCAUGGUGUCUUCUUUGUUGUCAUUUGGGGCAUAUGGAAUGAGAAAAAUAAGAGAAAAUUUCAAGGGAAACAAUUCCCAGUCUGUGGCAUCCUUUGCCCAGAAGAAGCUGUCGGCGAUUGGAUCGUGGGAGAACACAAAGAAGGCUUCUGUGGAAGCUCAGUUGAAAAAGAUAAGAGAUGGGAAAUGCUGCAGCUGCAUUUGGUGGAGGCUUGCCUCUUGGAAUGACAAGAGUGAGAGAGGCAAUGAGAAACAGAGGAGUUCAGAAACCAGAGCCAGUUCAUUACAACAUACCCAAAUGAUGUCUACGAACAAGGUGCGGCUACUCUGUAGAUUUGGGGGCAACUUCAUUUGUGAAUCAAAUAAGGUUUACUACAAGGGAGGCACGAACCGCAUUGUUCCUGUCGAUCGAGCAAUCGAUUACCUCAAUCUUUUAUCCAAAGUGCGCGGGAUUUGCAAGUUGACCUAUGUUAGCAGCAUAAAGUACAAAUAUCCUAGUCUAGAUCUGGAUUCACUUGUAUCGAUUGAGAAUGAUGAUGACGUGUCCAAUAUGAUGGAAGCUUUUCCUCAAACUAGUGAGCUUAUUCACCUUUAUGUUUUUUGUGCCCAAAACCUUUCAAUCCCCAUUCCAAGUCCCAGUAAUCUGAUGCAGAAUGCUGAUACUAGAAAGGUUCAAGCAUCGUUGCGAUAUUUACGUGGAAGUAAUGAAUCACUUGCACCUUUCUCACACGAUGCUAAUGCCAAUAACAAUGAUGUUCUAAGUGCAUCAAAUGACUUGCGCGAAACGGACCGCUUGUUGCUAGAUAGUUGUGUCAAUGACAUGCCAAAAACGAUGUCAAUUUUAAAACAAGACCAAGAAUUUGAAGAUGCAAAUGCUUUCGACAAGGCUUUAAGAGAGUACGCCAUACAUUCGAAUUUCCAGUACAAGCGAACCAGGUCCAGUGGUGGCCAUUAUCAGGCGAAAUGCAUAAAAUGCGAUUGCUCAUGGCGCAUACAUGCAUGCAAGCUUCCUGACAAGCCCACAUUCAAGAUAAAAUCCUUGAAGGGAAACCAUACUUGUAAUGCUGCGAAUGAGUCAACAAUGCCAAACACAACAACGCAUCGACAAGCUGGUAGGAAACGGACUGUUGCUUCGGUCAAGGAUCGACUCCAGAAAAAUUUGCGCAGUACACCCAAGGAUAUUGUUGAUGAGAUUAAUCGAGAACAUGAGAUCAAAGUAAGUAAUGAUAAAGCUUGGAGGGGUAAAGAAUUGGCAGUAAAAGAGAUUCACAAUGAACAAUCCAUUACAACUCUUGUGAUGAUUUGUGACGAAAUACCGACAACAAAAACAAGAAGCACGACAAAUCUUAGCAGUAUGGAUGAGCCUCUUGAAGAUGUUAUCUAUCCAAAAGGAGAUCCUGACGCUGUUUCAAUUAGUAAGAGAGACGUUGAGCUAUUGCAACCAGGGACAUUCAUCAAUGACACUAUCAUUGACUUUUAUCUUAAAUACUUGAAGAAUAAAAUGCAACAUGAGGACAAGCAUAGGUUCCAUUUUUUCAACUGUUUUUUCUUCCGCAAGCUAGCUGAUCUAGACAAUGAUCCAGGAAGUGCAAAAGAAGGGAAGGCAGCUUUCCUACGUGUUCGUAAAUGGACACGGAGAGUAGAUAUAUUUUUAAAGGAUUACAUCUUCAUACCUGUAAAUUUCGAUCUUCAUUGGAGUUUGAUGGUUAUUUGUCAUCCUGGAGAAGUAGCUUAUUUUAAAGAUGAAGAAAUUGAAAAGGCACCUAAAGUACCAUGCAUAUUGCACAUGAAUUCUAGAAAAGGAACGCAUGGAGGUUUAGAAAAUCUUAUGCGAAGUUAUCUAUGGGAGGAGUGGAAAGAACGACAAGGGGAGUCAUCCAAAGAUGUUUCUUUAAAAUUCUCAAACCUGCAAUUUGUCCCUCCAAAGCUGCCACAACAAGAAAAUCCUUUUGAUUGUGGUCUCUUUUUGCUCCACUAUGUGGAACUGUUUUUGAAGGAAGCUCCAGUUAACUUCAGCCCAAAAUUCUCAGAAUUUCUCAAUGCAGACUGGUUUCCACCUUCUAAGGCUUCUCACAAGCGUUAUGUAAUUCAGAAGUUAAUCUUUGAACUUCUAAAUGACCAUUCUCUAAAAAUUCCUCCAGCUGCAUGCAGCAGUCAGCAUGGUUCUCCUAAAUUUCAAGAAAUUGGUGCCCCAAAAGAACAAGCUGUGGAGUUUCUUUUUGAGCAAUGCAGUCCAAACAAAAAGAGAGAUCUUGGUAAUUCAUUUUGCUCCACUGUCAAUGGAAACAUUGAGAUCGAACUAUUGCAUCCAUCAUCUCCUCGCAGGGUUCAGCGUGAUGAAGAAUCGGGCAUCACAUUCAGAGAGUUUCUCAAGCAAGGAGAUAUUGUAGGGUCUUCCCUGGAUGUGGAAUGUGAACUUUUUUACCCAACUCUUUUUUAGAGCUCAGUACUCUGAUGUCGCCGAUAGAGGUAUUUUAUUAUUCUUUUGUAUUACCAAUAAAAAACCACUUUCCAUCUAAUAA
Molecule: messenger RNA, 2548 nt
Organism: Magnolia sinica
Lineage: Eukaryota; Viridiplantae; Streptophyta; Magnoliopsida; Magnoliales; Magnoliaceae
Exons: 12
Coding region: 1-2466 (821 amino acids)
Biological process (GO): proteolysis
Molecular function (GO): protein binding; cysteine-type peptidase activity
Source: RefSeq, a predicted model, not a curated record